Messenger RNA from Gallus gallus (chicken), 6557 nucleotides. It is a transcript of the gene ACLY, whose product is annotated as ATP citrate lyase. The coding region runs from base 2567 to 5872 and encodes 1101 amino acids. Gene Ontology annotation, molecular function: ATP citrate synthase activity. Gene Ontology annotation, biological process: fatty acid biosynthetic process; citrate metabolic process; tricarboxylic acid cycle. Lineage: Eukaryota; Metazoa; Chordata; Aves; Galliformes; Phasianidae. The record is from RefSeq and is a predicted model, not a curated record. The transcript is spliced from 36 exons. Gene Ontology annotation, cellular component: cytosol.
CCGCCCCGGCUCUGACCUCCCCGAGGAGGAAGCGCACAAUGGGGCUGCAGUGCUGAGUGUGGGAUUUGCGUUCCCUUUUGCUUUGCUUCAGCACCCUUUUUGGCAUGGCACGUGUGCUGGGGCCUUCAGAAACCUGCUUAAGUCAUUUGUUUUCGAAAUAGUGAAGACCUCUAUGGGUGGGCAGGGCCUGGAGGCAUUGCCCUGUUAAAUCUCUGCAUGAGAACUACAACGCUGCUAAAACACAGAGGUAUUUUCCUCUGCAUCUUUCCCUCCUCCAUCAGAACUUCUCAGCACUUACUUCUGCCUGGCGAACUCCAGAUCCAUUUUGUGGCUUUUCAGGGCUGCCUCCAUUCGCCCCAUCUCAAACUGAGCAUUCCCAAUGCAGCUGUGGAGGUUCCCAAUCAGCUCCUUCUUGUUGGGAACUUCAUCCUCUGACCACCCUUCUAUUGUUUUCAGCACACGCUCUGCUUUCUUGCAGCUCUCUUUGGGGCAGUCUCCAGUCAGCACUGAGGACAAAGAGGGAAACUGAGUGCUGGUGUAGAGGCACACCGAUAGCGGGGAGCCGGGACACGUACACAUAUCGAUGUCCUCCAUACUCUUCACAAUGUAUCUGGCCACCUCGGCUGGUUUGGGUUUCUUCUCUCGGACCCAUUUCUGCUGCCUGAGCCUGCGCUCCCUCACACGGGCAUAGAUGGGCUUCUGCUGCUGCCAGAACUCAGCGCGUGUGUCCAGCGCAGAUUGCUGUGAUUGAAAGGAGGAAACGUUCAGAGGUAGCUCUGAAUAUUGGAUUUGGCUCCAAAGACACCUGGACUCUGCAGACAUCUGCCUCUCUCCAACACUGCUAUCACUACAAGCUAUGUGAGCUCGGAGACAAACACGAGUAGUAAUAAGGAUACGAAAGAAGGAAAGAAGGUCCUGCUUAGAAGGAACAUUUAAGUGAAAACAACGGAGAAAACCUUCAUCCUUGAGCAGCUUUUCUAGCAAGAAAAAAACUAAAGUAAGUGUGGCGGGAUUGCUGGGGAACACCGGAAUUAUCAGGAAGGCCUGGCUUCCAGAACUGCUGACCCUCUGUGCAGGUCAAGUUCCUUUAAGUAAAAGCAGUCAGUGUCUCACAGAGAGCUUUUAGGCUCCUGUGUGCAAAUUAUUUCCACUGCAAGCUACCCAUAAUUCCAGCUGAAAGAAAGCAAUGAGCAUUCACUGCACUGCCUUCAAAGGGAAACGGUGUGGCAUCUCAGAGGAGCAAAGCACUGCUUCAGAGGAGCACCCCAAAAUUAAGCAAUUGAGAAAGUGUCCGUUAUCAGAACUGUGAACCUCAAACAGCAGAGCACGCUCUAGCAGUGAAAGGAAGGGUGAAAAACAGCUCUUUGUUUGGGCCUGGUCAGAAGGGAGGAAGCAGCUUCAAAUGUUGUUGUGGAAGAAUUUCCUCCAAUAAGACAGUCCAGAUGCUUGAAGGCAUUUAAAGCUUCAGCUCAGCACGACAAGCGUUUCCACUGAGAGCUGUGAUGGUGUCUUGGUGUUUGCACUGAACUAAGAAAGCAGCAGUAACAGAGGAAAGCAAACCAGGACUCAGUUCUCUGAUUUAUGCCAGAAAUUAUGAAAGCAGUGCUCCAUUGCAAUAGUCAACAGUUUCACUGCUCUUAUGCAAUGUAAACUGGAGGGAAAUCAGGAUCUCAGGAAGGCCAAUUUCAGGUGGGCAGAUUUCACUAUAAACUUUUUAACGCCAGGAUAAAGAUCUCAAAAUGGAUUCUGUAAUCAGUAGGGCUAUAAGUGGGUGUGCUGCUGUGUCCUGUAUUAUUUAGGACAUUUUCACGGUGACUUUAGAAAUGUAAGUACUGGGGUCAUAAUUCACUCCCAUAAUUAUUAGUUAUGAGACACAGGCAUUCAGACAUAAAAGAAAAGAAGAAGAAAGAGAGAAGAAUGGGAUGUGGUCUUUUCAGUGCUUCUUGGUUUCAAAUAAGAAUGGCUGUGGAGCUCACGAAUCCAGAAGCAAAGGAACUCUGCUGUUACUUGGUCCUUAGGAAACAUGUUAACAGCUAUCAGCUGUUAGCAGCUGAUGACAGAACACCACUAACAGCCUCAGCUGUGCCUGCAGGCACCACGAAAGGGAACUUCUUACUUCCAAUGCAGUUGAUGAUCGCCUCGUGGGACUUCUGGAUGCCCAGCCUGAACUUCUGCAGCUCCGGGCGCAGUUCGCAGCCUCGGUGGUAGAACACCAAUGCAAACUCAAAGUCACCCAUGGUAUAUAACGCCUCAGCCUUUUGGUAAAGGCCCUGCAAAGACAUUUGAAGGGGAAAAAAAAACAACAAACCAUGCUUCAAAGCCCCCAGCCAAUCCUCCCCUGGGCAGAAGUGAAAGCCCUGCACAUACAGCCAGGUUUGCAUACAAUACAAGCCAACCCCGGGGCUCUUCCUCAGAGGGCUGAGCUCUCUGGAAGCAGUGCAGAGGAGCUCAGCGUGCUGUCAUUUGGCUGUCAGUUAUCCCAGAGCAUCCCAGCCCUGAAGGGCUCUGGACGCUUCAGCAUCCUUCAGGGAACUCUGCGUGUCCCCGAGCUUCAGUCUAGGCAGCCAUGUCAGCCAAAGCCAUCUCCGAGCAGACGGGGAAGGAGUUCCUGUACAAGUACAUCUGCACAUCCUCUGCCAUCCAGAACCGCUUCAAGUAUGCCCGUGUCACCCCAGACACCGACUGGGCACGGCUCACCCAGGACCACCCCUGGCUGCUGAGCGAGCGUUUAGUGGUGAAGCCAGAUCAGCUGAUCAAGCGGCGUGGGAAGCUGGGGCUGGUUGGAAUUAACCUCACACUGGAUCAGGUGAAGGUUUGGCUCAAGCAGCGUUUGGGCCAAGAAACCACGAUUGCUAAUGCAAAGGGAAUCCUGAAGAAUUUUCUGAUUGAACCCUUCGUCCCUCACAAACAGGAGGAAGAGUUCUAUGUCUGCAUAUAUGCUGCCCGGGAGGGAGACUAUGUCCUCUUCUACCACGAAGGUGGUGUGGAUGUGGGAGAUGUUGAUGCCAAAGCUCAGAAGCUGCUUGUGGCAGUGGAUGAAAAGCUUAAUGAGUCAGAUGUGAAGAAGCAUCUCCUGCAGCACGCACCAGCGGAUAAAAAGGACAUCUUGGCUAGCUUCAUCUGUGGCCUGUUCAAUCUUUAUGAGGAUCUGUAUUUCACGUACCUCGAGAUCAAUCCUUUAGUAGUGACUAAGGAUGGUGUCUACAUCCUUGACUUGGCUGCGAAGAUUGAUGCAACUGCUGACUACAUCUGCAAAGUGAAAUGGGGCGAUGUGGAGUUUCCCCCUCCCUUUGGCAGGGAAGCCUACCCAGAGGAAGCCUACAUUGCUGAUCUGGAUGCAAAGAGUGGAGCCAGCUUGAAACUUACUAUUCUCAACCCUAAAGGCAGGAUCUGGACCAUGGUGGCUGGCGGUGGUGCCUCUGUGGUUUACAGUGACACUAUUUGUGACCUGGGGGGCGUGAAUGAACUGGCUAACUAUGGUGAAUACUCAGGAGCCCCAAGUGAGCAACAGACCUAUGACUAUGCCAAGACUAUUCUCUCCUUAAUGACACGAGAGAAGCACCCUGAAGGCAAAAUCCUGAUCAUUGGAGGCAGCAUUGCUAACUUCACUAACGUAGCAGCCACUUUUAAGGGCAUUGUUAGAGCAAUUAAGGACUACCAAGGCCCUCUGAAAGAGCACGAGGUGAGGAUCUUUGUGCGGAGAGGAGGCCCAAACUACCAGGAAGGAUUGCGUGUCAUGGGAGAAGUCGGGAAGACCACCGGCAUCCCCAUCCACGUCUUUGGCACAGAGACUCACAUGACUGCGAUUGUGGGGAUGGCACUUGGCCAUCGACCUAUCCCCAACCAACCACCCACUGCAGCCCACACUGCCAACUUCCUCCUCAAUGCCAGCGGCAGCCCAUCGACUCCCGCACCAAGCAGAACAGCUUCUUUCUCCGAAUCCAAACCUGAUGAUAUUGCUCCAGCCAAGAAGGCAAAGCCAACAGCACCUCUUGAUUCAGUCCCAGCUCCAAGACGUGGUGCAGGUAAAGCUACAACCCUGUUCAGCCGUCACACCAAAGCUAUCAUCUGGGGAAUGCAGACACGAGCUGUGCAGGGAAUGCUGGACUUUGAUUAUAUCUGCUCCCGAGAUGAACCUUCUGUAGCUGCCAUGGUUUAUCCAUUCACUGGUGACCACAGGCAGAAGUUCUAUUGGGGCCACAAAGAAAUCUUGAUCCCAGUCUAUAAGAACAUGUCUGAUGCCAUGAGGAAGCACCCAGAGGUGGAUGUUCUCAUCAACUUUGCAUCUCUACGCUCUGCUUAUGACAGCACUGUUGAAACGAUGAAUUAUCCACAGAUCCGCACCAUUGCCAUUAUUGCUGAGGGCAUUCCAGAGGCACUGACACGCAAGCUGAUCAAAGCAGCUGAUAAAAAAGGAGUCACUAUCAUUGGGCCUGCAACUGUUGGUGGGAUCAAACCAGGUUGCUUCAAAAUAGGCAACACAGGAGGCAUGCUUGAUAAUAUCUUAGCAUCAAAACUGUACCGUCCUGGUAGCGUGGCUUAUGUUUCAAGGUCUGGAGGAAUGUCUAAUGAGCUCAACAACAUAAUUUCCCGAACCACUGAUGGGGUCUAUGAAGGGGUGGCCAUUGGAGGAGACAGAUAUCCUGGUUCGACUUUCAUGGAUCACGUCUUGCGUUAUCAGGAUACCCCAGGAGUGAAAAUGAUUGUUGUACUUGGAGAGAUUGGAGGCACAGAAGAGUACAAGAUCUGUAGGGGUAUUAAAGAAGGCCGUAUCACCAAGCCGGUGGUGUGCUGGUGUAUUGGUACUUGUGCCACCAUGUUCUCUUCAGAGGUGCAGUUUGGCCACGCAGGGGCUUGUGCAAACCAGGCUUCUGAAACUGCUGUUGCAAAGAAUCAAGCCCUGAAAGAAGCUGGUGUGUUUGUUCCGCGCAGUUUUGAUGAGCUGGGAGAGGUCAUUCAGUCUGUCUAUCAGGAUCUUGUGGCGAAAAGAGUGAUUGAGCCAGCUGAGGAAGUUCCUCCUCCAACUGUGCCAAUGGAUUAUUCCUGGGCAAGGGAGCUGGGUCUGAUCCGCAAGCCGGCUUCCUUUAUGACAAGCAUCUGUGAUGAGAGAGGUCAGGAACUGAUUUAUGCUGGCAUGCCAAUCACUGAAGUCUUCAAAGAAGAGAUGGGAAUUGGAGGAGUUCUGGGCCUGCUCUGGUUUCAAAGGAGGUUACCAAAGUAUGCCUGCCAGUUCAUUGAGAUGUGUUUGAUGGUAACAGCAGAUCAUGGGCCUGCUGUGUCUGGAGCCCACAACACUAUUGUCUGUGCGAGAGCUGGAAAAGAUCUUGUUUCAAGUCUCACUUCAGGCCUUCUUACUAUUGGUGACCGCUUUGGUGGAGCGCUGGAUGCUGCAGCUAAAAUGUUCAGCAAAGCUUUUGACAGUGGGAUUAUCCCUAUGGAGUUUGUGAAUAAGAUGAAGAAAGAAGGGAAACUGAUCAUGGGCAUUGGACACAGAGUCAAAUCUAUAAAUAACCCAGACAUGAGAGUUCAGAUUCUCAAAGACUACGUGAAGCAGCAUUUCCCUGCCACUCCGCUCUUGGAUUAUGCACUUGAAGUAGAAAAAAUUACAACUUCCAAGAAACCAAAUCUUAUCCUGAAUGUAGAUGGAUUUAUUGGAGUUGCCUUUGUUGAUGUGCUCAGGAACUGUGGCUCUUUUACACGGGAAGAAGCUGAUGAAUAUAUUGAUAUAGGAGCUCUUAACGGCAUCUUUGUACUAGGCAGGAGUAUGGGAUUCAUUGGACACUACCUAGACCAGAAGAGACUGAAGCAGGGUCUGUACCGUCACCCGUGGGACGACAUCUCCUAUGUUUUACCAGAGCACAUGACGAUGUGAUCGUCAGUCCUGCUGCCUCAACCUUACGCCAAGAAGUUGGAAGCCUGCACAGAGGACAGCAAGGAAUGGGACUUUGAUGUAUAAAGGCCACUGGUAGAGACAUGGAGCUGCCUAGUUAAACAGUGCAAGGCAGCUGUUUUGUGAGAAUAGAAACUUAUCAAAAACCAAAACGUGUGCUGUUCCGUGUUACCUGCUGUAUUUAAUACUGUUUCUCGCCCUUUAUUUUUUUUCUACUCUAGUUUUAUUUUUGUUUCCAGGAAAGAUGUUAAUGAUUCUGGGGGGUUUUGCUCAUGGAUGCAGAGCUGGACCAAACCUUUCCUGAGGGGGGGGGGGGAGGGGAGGUGCCCCUCGUUGCCAUAAGCUCUGAUUUGGUGGAUUGUUUUGUGUGGGGUUGGGGGAUGUUUUUCAGUUUGUUUCCUGUGUGUUCAUCAGUCUAAUCGUACCCGAAUAGUGGGACCACUGCUGAUCUAUAACCUGUGGUACUCAGACUUUGGUGUAGUCAUUUAAACUGUCAAGUUGUACCAUAUACUGCUGUUAAACUGUGAAACCACACGUAUUGCAGUGCCUGUAUUUAUGCAAACUUCUGCCGGUCUAUGGGAGGUCAGCCCCGUGAUCUCACUGAUAACUUCAGGCUCCUCUCUGUGUAUUGUAACCGAACUCAAAUAAACCAUGCCCUGCUCGCUCA